UCCAUUUACUUCACCGUGUACACUUAUAUUCACCCCUGAUUCUUCUGAAUCCACUCACCUUCCUAUCUUCAUUCUUUCUUCUUGUUGGAGUGUUUCGAUUCCAGACAGAGAUGGAGAGGGAAAGAAGCAAGCAGGUUUCUUUGUUCAUGUGGAUUUUGGUAGCUGGCUUGCUCUUCCAGAACUUGGUUAUUCCAGUUACGUCCUUUAGCUUAGAAGAGCAGAAGAACUACUACCAUCCAGCUCCAGAUCCUCAUACAGGAACUCCCGCCUCAGGUUCACACGGGACACCAUCACACAGUUCAGGAGGUAGCUAUGGUGGCACACCUCCCUAUCAUGGAACGCCAUCACAUGGAGGUGGCUACCCAACACCAUCAACGCCUUCAGGUGGAAAUUGUGGAACUCCGCCGCAUGAACCAUCAACUCCAUCAAGACCACCACGCGUUCCUUCACAUGGUGGAUAUUACCACUCCCCUCCAACUUCUGGAGGUGGUAGUCCUCCAUCAUAUGGAGGUGGUAGUCCUCCAACACCAGUCACUAUAAGCCCACCAACGACUCCCAUUAUUGAUCCAGGAACUCCAAGCGUUCCCACACCUCCAUUCUUUCCUGCUCCAACUCCACCUUUUGGUGGUACAUGCGAUUUCUGGAGGAGUCAUCCAACACUGAUGUGGGGUUUGCUUGGUUGGUGGGGCACUGUAGGCAGUGCAUUCGGUGUGACCAGCAUCCCUGGGUUUGGAGCAACCAUGAGCUUGCGCCAAGCACUUUCAAACACACGUACUGAUGGACUUGGUGCGCUUUACCGAGAAGGCACAGCUUCCUUGCUGAACUCCAUGGUGAAUAACAGGUUCCCAUUCUCAACUAAGCAAGUUAGAGACAGUUUUGUUGCAGCACUUGGUUCAAACAGUGCUGCAGCAGCUCAGGCUCGUCUCUUCAAGCUUGCCAAUGAAGGCCACCUCAAGCCCAGGGCCUAAACGACACCAUUGGUGUGUCAGUUUCUUGAAGCAUUUAUCCACCAGUGUGUUCUACUUAGGUUUUGUGCUUGUAGUAUUUUCUAAUAUCUGUGAUGCUAUAGCUUUCUAUCGGAAAGAUACAUUGUGGAGAAUUAAAUGUUAAUUAUGUUUUCUUAUUGUUAAAUAAGAUUUAAGCUUUUUGUUCCAAUUUCCUGCUACCCCACAUCAGCAUCUAUUUGUCCUUACGUUUCUUCUAUUUGCUAAAGAAACAAACAGGAAAAAUAUUUUGGAUUCAGUUCCACAUAUUCCAAAGUUCUAAUCGAUAGUGUAUUCCUCUAUUUGUUACCUUAUGGCUUGUAUGGAAUCCGUUGAAAGUCUUGU
Molecule: messenger RNA, 1328 nt
Organism: Durio zibethinus
Lineage: Eukaryota; Viridiplantae; Streptophyta; Magnoliopsida; Malvales; Malvaceae
Product: protodermal factor 1-like
Source: RefSeq, a predicted model, not a curated record